Pseudomassariella vexata is the source of this 763-nucleotide messenger RNA. RefSeq lists its product as uncharacterized. The transcript has a single exon. Lineage: Eukaryota; Fungi; Ascomycota; Sordariomycetes; Amphisphaeriales; Pseudomassariaceae. Bases 178 to 576 code for a protein of 132 amino acids. The record is from RefSeq and is a predicted model, not a curated record.
ACCUGACUUUAUUUGAUCCAUCGAAUACACGUACUGGGGAUCCAUUCAUUGACAAGGCUGACACAAAGAACUCUCAUAUUUCCGAAUAGCAGUAGCUAAAGACUAUAACACAACUACUACGAUGCCGUGAGGCAGCAUUUGUAAAGGUAGAGAGACCAAAAAAGAAAAUUCCCCAGCAUGAGAUUCUUUUGGUCGAGACCUCGUUUCCAGCUCUCAUCUUUUUUCUUUUUGGCUCUCUCCACCAUGUCUCCGCAUUGUUCUGCAUUCUGUACAAACCGUCGCCCCAAGCCGUAUCAGCCCUUUCCUUCCCCACUGAGCCGAGCCGCGUGGCUUGUCGUCCUGUUGUGUGGGAACAAGGUAAAGAAAGAUGAAAAUAAUCCGAGUAACCCCCAUCAUUUGUUAUUGUCCUUCAUUUCCAUUAUGCGGCCCAUCCACAUCCAUUCCAGAUGCCUCUCUUAUAUGCCCCGAAAAUGUCCAGCAGUUUGUCGUGAUAUCAUGAAGAGUAUGUCUGGAGAGGAAAAAAAACCAAAAAAAAACCGUGGUUUUCCUGAGAAAAAUGAAUUUGAAACGAGCUGAGCUGAAAAAUGUAUCUUGUUUCUGCUCCCAGUGCUGUGAAUCUUUGGGUCAAGCAGGGUUGCUGAAGAGUACAAGGCGUCUAAGUAAGAAGUGAACAACAAUCGGCCGUUAUCUGAGAGAAAUGCGAAGUGGUGAAAAUGCCAGUCUGCCAAAAGAGUCAAAAGCGGCAGAAGGUGUAUAGCGGACU